Carcharodon carcharias (great white shark) is the source of this 1274-nucleotide messenger RNA. It is a transcript of the gene mrto4, whose product is annotated as MRT4 homolog, ribosome maturation factor. Bases 410 to 1111 code for a protein of 233 amino acids. The transcript is spliced from 8 exons. Gene Ontology annotation, cellular component: nucleolus; preribosome, large subunit precursor. The record is from RefSeq and is a predicted model, not a curated record. NCBI's taxonomy places the organism in Eukaryota, Metazoa, Chordata, Chondrichthyes, Lamniformes, Lamnidae. Gene Ontology annotation, molecular function: RNA binding. Gene Ontology annotation, biological process: nuclear-transcribed mRNA catabolic process; rRNA processing; ribosomal large subunit biogenesis.
CAGAAUACACAGAGAGCUCGUUGCUCCGUUAUUCCCGUACGGAAAGUUCCCUAGUGUCCCAGUGUGUAGCCGUAAUCCAUGCCCAGAACCUUGUUAUUUGGAUGAUUCAUUAAAUCUGAUGGGCUGUAUCCGAGUCUGAUCGGCUUUUACCCUUUGCAAAUAUUCAGGCGUUAUGAAGGAGCCAUUAAUCCCAUAAGACCCCGCGGAACGGGGUCCUGAGCGUUUUAGGCAGCGUGAGGCAAGAGAGAGAGAGCGCCGGGCCUCGGCACACCCGGAGCGGCGAGAGAGAGAGAGAGAGAGAGAGAGCGAGCGCCGGGCCUCGGCACACCCGGAGCGGCGAGAGAGAGAGAGCGCCGGGCCUCGGCACACCCGGAGCGGCGAGAAAGAGAGACAGCCGGGCCUCGGCACAAUGCCGCGAUCCCGGCGCGACAAACGGGUUUCUUUGACUAAAACAACAAAGAAAGGAUUGCAAGUCAAACAGAACCUGAUCGAGGAGUUAAGGAAAUGUGUGGACACGUACAAGAAUCUCUUUGUCUUUUCUAUUGAGAAUAUGAGAAAUAACAAACUAAAGGACAUACGGAGUGCCUGGAAACAUAGUCGGUUUUUCUUUGGUAAAAACAAAGUGAUGAUGGUGGCACUGGGAAGAGAACCAGCAGACGAAUACAAAGACGGUUUGCAUAAGGUCAGUAAACAGUUGCAAGGUGAAGUUGGUCUCCUGUUCACUAAUCGCACAAAGGUGGAAGUGAUUGAGUGGUUUGAUCAAUACACGGAGUCUGAUUUUGCUCGUGCUGGGAAUACAGCUACGAUGGCUGUUACACUUGAUGCUGGGCCGCUGCCACAGUUCAUACACUCUCUCGAGCCACAACUGCGACAGCUUGGGUUACCAACCACAUUGAAGAAAGGUGUUGUAACGUUAUUGUCUGAUUAUGAAGUGUGUAAAGAAGGUGCUUCACUGACCCCUGAACAAACACGUCUUCUGAAACUGCUUGGUGUUGAGAUGGCUGCCUUCAAAUUGACUAUAAACUGUGUGUGGAACUCUGAGACUGGUGAAUUUGAGCUACUGACAGCAACUGGUGCAAGAAGCAACAGAGGUGGAGGAGAUGGAAGAUGAGCAGGACUGAUUGGAAGUUCAAGAGCUGCAGUCUGUGUGUGCCAUCAGUGUUAACCUUCAGUGGCUAAUGAGCAAUGUCAUGAACAUUUGGAAUAUCAGUUGUUGCAGUAAUGGACACUAACUUUAGUGUGGAUUUUUAAUAAAAGUUUGGAACUUCAACAGA